This is a messenger RNA of Daphnia carinata, 3348 nucleotides long. RefSeq names its product sterol regulatory element-binding protein 1-like (gene SREBP). The transcript is spliced from 14 exons. NCBI's taxonomy places the organism in Eukaryota, Metazoa, Arthropoda, Branchiopoda, Diplostraca, Daphniidae. Gene Ontology annotation, cellular component: nucleus. Gene Ontology annotation, biological process: regulation of transcription by RNA polymerase II. Gene Ontology annotation, molecular function: DNA-binding transcription factor activity, RNA polymerase II-specific; RNA polymerase II cis-regulatory region sequence-specific DNA binding; protein dimerization activity. The coding region runs from base 167 to 3181 and encodes 1004 amino acids. The record is from RefSeq and is a predicted model, not a curated record.
UUAUGUGCAUGCUGCAAUAGUGAGUUGACCGAUGAGUAGACGUUGUUUUCGUAAAAUUCCAAACGACAAAAUCCACUUCAGUCUUGUUCGGCUUUUCAAUCGAAUAUUGUGGUCAUGAUUUUCAGUACGUGAUUAAACACUAAACGCUGUGUUGAGGAUUUGUGCCAUGGAUACGUCAAAUCGAGACGACAUGGAUUUAGAACUCAACUUCCCAUCGGAUUUAGGAGAGCUGUUCCCUCACGAGGAUUCUGAACUUAUAGACUUGGCAGGAGAAGAUUUGUUUUCAUCCUUUGGGCCCGUUUCCCCAUUGGGUGACAACUUUCACCAGGUGAAACCUACCCUAAUCCAACCUGUUGUUGCACCCCAAAAUCCUAUCAUUCCAAUUCCAGUUGUGGAACCAAAACCAAUUCAGCAAAGGUUGCUCCAGACCGUUCCAGUGGCCAAAAUAGUUCCAGCGAUUUCACCACAAACUGCAUCAAAGGCAACGCCUGUCCAGGCAAAAACUACUCCCCAACAUAUCCAACCAGCACAGCCUGUGCUAGUGAACAAAGCCAACCAACAAGGCAGUGUAGGGACCCCCAUUAGAGUUGACUCUUCAUCUUUGGGUGUUCUGAUAUUGGGCAAUACUUUUGGCUACAACAGUGUGGUCACCGUACAACCAAAUGGAGGGCUUGUCAAUGUUAGUCCUUCUGUUUUGGGAUCAACAAACAUGUUCAAUGGAAAUUCCAACCCCCCAAGCCCAUCUGACAGACCUCCUGUUAUCAAGAAAAGCUCACACAAUGCCAUUGAAAGGAGAUAUCGAAAUAGCAUCAAUGACAAGAUUCUUGAGCUGAAAAAUCUCAUAGCAGGAGAAGAAGCCAAAAUGAGCAAAUCGGCUAUCUUGAGGAAGGCUCUAGAAUAUGUACGUUACCUUCAACAAAUGAACCAAAAAUUAAUCAAGGAAAAUAUGGCGUUAAAGAUGGCUUCGCAAAAGCAAACUGUCAACGGGUUAUUGACAGCCUCAAUGGAUAGUCCUUCGUCAGAUAUUACACCUCCGGGAUCUCUGGAAAAUUCAACGUUGGCCGAAUCGCCACCUAGCAGCUUUGGUAGCGGAUCUCCUCUUACCUAUGCGGCCUCGUCUGAUGAUGAGUUUACCAUCGAUGGAAGCAUGGUGUCACCUGGCAACGUUAUUGCUCGAUCAAUGCUGGACCGUUCGCGCAUUGCUCUCUGUAUGAUGAUGUUGACCGUAUUCGCAUUCAACCCAUUCGGCAACCUCUUAUCGCACGCUGACUCGGCCGUUUCCCAUUACACUAAACCGUCUGGCCGUGCCAUUCUUGAAGCUGAUGCUCUUGAUAUUGUAGAGGAUUCCGGCUGGUACCUCUCUUUUGCAGCUGUGAGCAUCAACAUAUUUGUUUUUCUUAUUGUCCUUCUCCGCACUCUAGUUCACGGAGAGCCGUGCAUAGAGCGCCAGAGUAAAUCAGCAUCGCUCUACUGGAGACAGAGGAAACAAGCCGAUUACGACAUGAACAACGGAAAUUACGUUACAGCAGCUACGCACUACCGUCAAGCCCUUUGCGCCUUAGGUCGAACAGUACCCGUUUCGAAAAUUGAUGUCGUGGCCAGUGUCGGAUGGAACUGUUGGCGCCAGCUAUUGCAUCGCUUCGGAUUGACCCGCUUUUUGAGUGGCCGGGUGGGCAAACUUUUCCUCAAUCGGGACGAGCGACGAGUAGCCCGCGAGUUUUUAGCCGAGGCUGCUCUUUGUUUUCACAAACUGCACCAGCUGCAUCUUAGUCAGCAAGACGUCGUUGAUCCCAAUAGUCACUACUGGUUCGAACGCUAUCGAGGUUUGGCUCUGGCUCUAUCGGCUACAAAUCUUGGUGAAGCUGCUGGCCCGGCUUUAAGCGCCAUGUCGAAGGCGGAUAUCUACAUUCAUCUGGCACUCCGCACCAAACACUCGUUUAGUGGACGUGGUUUCUUAUGCGCUCGCUUCUACUUGGCCCGCGCUCGUCAAAUUUGCCAGGCUCUCAAUGGAAACGCUCCUCCACGCUUACAGUGGCUUUGCAGCCCGGCCGGCUAUCGUUUUUUCCUCAGUCAUCACUGGGAAUAUGACGAUUGUCCUUCUACUUUGUUUACGUCAUUGAGCAACAAGUCAGAUCCAUUGGCUUUCACCAUGCAGGUCUAUCGUCAGCACGUUCUACAAAAAGCGCUAUUGACUCUAGUUUCGCCCGGUCGGCGUGUCGGUGACGCUUGCGAUGUGGAACCUUCACGUCGGGCUCAAACCGGCGAUGCGUUGAGCUACUCCCAACAGCUGAUGGAGAAUGCAACAGCCGCAGUCUCGCCCAGCAACGACUCGUCACUUUUGCCGCCUUCCACCAUUCAAGGUCUGGGUGUCGGUGACGAGGUAGCCGGAUGGUGGGCCGCCAUAGUGGCUGUUGCCUCCUAUUGGCUCCUUUGCGAAGAGGACAAGGCAGAGCAAUUGCACGCUCGCGUAGAAGCUUAUCCUAAGCUGACGCAAGGAGACCCACUACUGGACGCAGUUUUGGGAGCCUACAGGGCGCGGCGGUUGUUGCUACGCGGCGCUGACCCCGCAUCCAUUAUUCAGCAAUGCUCUCUGGCUGGCUGUCGCCUGAAAGAGUCUCUCCAAGUUUCGCUUCACAAGAGCCCACAACUAAUGGUUCAGGCUGCACAAUUACUGGUCAGCGAUUGGCUGUUGGAGACUCGCACAGCGCUAUGGGAAAACGAUUUUGAAAGGAACAACAUGGACGUCAAUUACGUAGCGGAACCCACUGUCUUGUUAGGAUUCCAAGAAGAUUUGUCUAGUUUGAAAAAACUAGUUCAACAUUUGCCCAGUACUCUUCCGAGAGUAUUCUUGCAUGAAGCAACGUUGAGGAUGAUGGCUGGUGCAGCGCCUGAUCGAACACAACAGUUAUUGGAUCGUACGCUGCGCUAUCGGCAGAACAAACAGUCUGUCAUUUGUGGUAGCAAAGGUAAAAAUGCGUUCUUGGACGCCGGCGAACGAGAACACGCAACAGCGCUGUAUAUGGCCUGUCGCCAUUUACCUGCGCCGUUACUCUCAUCACCAGGUGAAAGAGCUGGCAUGUUGAUUGAAGCGGCACGAACGUUGGAACGCAUUGGCGAUAAGAAACGGUUACAGGAUUGUUAUAGCUUAAUGAAAGCAAUCGGUACAUCCAUUUCGACUUGACAUUAAUUCCAUGUUUAAUCACCGAAUCGUUUUUUUUUUUGCGUUUGUGUUCACCUGAUGUCAUCACUCAUUUUUACAAAAACUACAUUAUCGAUGGAUAGAAUGUAAAUCGUACGAUGAAAUACCUGUUAAUUAAAAUAAAACCAAACCUCUCUAUGUAAAUGCAC